AUGAUUGCAAUAUUGAUUGAGGACAAGAAGUUUACAAAGGAUUCGACGCCUGAAAAAGAAUUUUCAGCAUUUGCCAGAUAUAUGGAGACUCAGAUUGCGAGCGCGAAACCCGAAUACGAAGCCAAGAAAAAGCGCGCGGAAGAAAAGGCGAACAAGGCAAAGCGAGAGGAGGAAGAGGAGAAGAAGAAAGCCGGAGAAGAGAGUUCGUACAGAGGGUUCCACACCCAAGAGAAAUCUGACACCGAGAAAACGUUCAAGUAUGUGAAGCAGGCCGUUGAUGCCAAUCCUGGGAACCGAAGGCUGGUUCACUUGGUGGAUGUGCAGAAAUCGAUUCAGCGCGAUCUAGCUGAGGUGCAGUCGUCCCAUCAACAUAACGAUGGGGACUUGAAAGAUGGAUUGGAACCGGAAGAGGACAAAGACGUGAAAUUACGCAACGCCAGCCUGCUUUUCCAGUAUGGACUUGACGGGAUCGUGUAG
Marasmius oreades (fairy-ring Marasmius) is the source of this 477-nucleotide messenger RNA. RefSeq lists its product as uncharacterized. Lineage: Eukaryota; Fungi; Basidiomycota; Agaricomycetes; Agaricales; Marasmiaceae. The transcript has a single exon. The coding region runs from base 1 to 477 and encodes 158 amino acids. The record is from RefSeq and is a predicted model, not a curated record.